CCUGUUUCAAACCCUGCCAUGCCGAGAUCCGUGGUGGGAACAGCUUGCAUGUAUUUUAAACGCUUUUACCUCAAUAACUCAGUGAUGGAGUAUCAUCCUCGGAUAAUAAUGCUAACAUGUGCGUUUUUGGCCUGUAAAGUAGACGAAUUUAAUGUGUCCAGUGCACAGUUUGUGGGUAACCUUCGAGAAAGCCCUCUUGGACAGGAAAAAGCUCUCGAACAGAUACUGGAAUAUGAACUACUGCUUAUUCAGCAACUGAACUUCCAUCUUAUCGUCCACAAUCCCUACAGGCCAUUUGAGGGAUUUCUAAUCGAUUUGAAGACUCGCUAUCCGGUGCUGGAGAAUCCUGAAGUUUUGAGGAAAACAGCCGACGACUUCCUCAAUCGAGUGGCUCUGACAGAUGCGUAUCUGCUCUUUACUCCCUCGCAGAUAGCUCUCACUGCCAUACUAUCUAGUGGUUCAAGAGCAGGAAUUAAUAUGGAAAGCUAUUUAUCAGAAAGUCUCAUGCUGAAAGAAAACAGAACAUCCUUAGCCAAGCUCCUAGAUGGCAUGAAAUGCAUGAAAAAUCUCAUAAAGAAAUAUGAACUGCCAAGGCCUGAAGAGGUUGCUGCUCUAAAACAGAAAUUAGAGAAGUGUCACAGCUCGGAGCUUUCACUUAAUACAAACCCGAAGAAGAGGAAAGGUUAUGAAGAUGAUGAAUACGUCGCAAAGAAAUCUAAAAUGGAUGAGGUCAGUAAAACUCUUGUACAAGUACUUCGUUUUUCACUCUUCACUGCCAAGACAAAAGCGACACAGCUACUGAGACAGCCUUCUGCAUCUGUUAAUGUUCUUUUACAUGUUGCUCAGUCUUUUUCAACUUUGUUUUUAAAAAUGCACCAGAGUUCGUACUAGCCUGUGUUUCGGAGCAUUCCUAAACACCGCAGUCUCUUGUGGAGAGGGGGGAAGGACAUGCAGGCCACCCUUGCUGCUGUUCCCUGUGCUUUGAAAGUCUUCUGACAAACUGGAGAAGGUGCACAGAACAACAUAAAGCUCAGUGCUUACAGUUCCAGCAUGUGAAGCUCCAUGGUGCUGGUGAGGGGAAACAGCUGUGAAACUGAGAUUUGGAAUGUUAUGAUGAAAGGAGGUUUCGGAAGGCCAGGAACUGAACAUUUGAGGAGAAAUCCUACCUCUACAGGCAGAAACUCAGUCCUCAGAACGUGGAUGAAAUAAAUUGAGUAUAUGCUGAAAUACACUCAAGCAGCAUUUUUUCAUGGAAGUUUUAUGUGGUGUUUUUUCUGCUGGCCAGUGUUUCUCAAGCUGUUUUUGUUUUUUUUCUUUGGCUUCUUGCACAAAGCAGAAGUCAGCUGCUGGACUAAAUUUCUACGUCAGCCAAUUUGCCGGCAAGGCUUGCAUAAAUGACAGAUGUGUAGCUGGUACCUCGGGUUGUAAGACCAAGUGUAAAUAAGGUGGAGAUAGACUGAGGAGGGUACUCAGCAAAUGAAAACAGAAUUAAGGUAACACUUCAGACGUAAUCUGAACACCUUUCAGAGCUUUCAUUUGGAACGUUGACUGGGAGUGGUAGAGAAUCCAUUCUGGUAGAGGAACAGCUUUGUGAAGAAUGCUUUUAACUGGACUUCUCUUGACACUGACGUACAUCCUGAGACUCCAGGAAGCCUUAAGCAUGGCAUCCAGAAAAACUUGCUAACAGUUGAAGAGGGUCAUCUGUCAAAAUCUUUAACAUAAAAUGCAGGAUGAGUGGGUUUUUUGUAAUUGAAGGAGUCUUGCUAUUAUAAGUCAUCGUAGUAGGUUGAUGCUAUAAUGUCAAACUAGAAUCUUAAAAAAUCAUUUGAACAAGAUUGUAAGAAAAUCAUCAUUGAAAGUAUGUUCUGACAAAAUGUGGAACCUCAAGCAUAUCUUAUGAUAUCAGUUUAUUGCUAUAAAAACGUUGACUCACGUUUACUCCAAAGCCAGUCUUAAAAAGUGUAUUGAAACUGGCAACUCCAUAAAAGUAGCACUUUCAUAACUUUUCACUUUCUCACAAAAUGACUUGGAGAACAGCGCCUCCUAAACUCUGGAGGCUCACUUCUUCCUCCCUGCCCCAGUUUAAUUUUAAGGGGGUCGUAUUUUAGUUAUGCUGCUAUGGUUUGAGUUAGUUUUUAUUUGGGGGUUUCUUAUUCAUUUAUAUUCACAAUUCUUUUUGCAAAGGACUAGACUAAUUGGAUAAAUUCACAUAGUCUACAGCAUUUCACAAUAAGCUCUCGCACAGUUGUAACAGCUCUUGAAACUCAGGCUUUUUAAAUAGCUGAUGUAUAUGAACUUCCAAGGAUUUGUAUUUGUAUAGUUUCAUUUCUGAGUAAUUACCACAUGCAAGAGCAGCUCUGAGAUAGCCAGGAUAUAAAGGAAAAAGUGAGCUUCAUUUCUGGAAAGCUUAUAGUAUGUGCCUACUGCUCAGACCUUGAGACCGUGCUAAUCCUGGAGCUAGCUGAUGUUGACAGUAGCUACAGCCCUAAGUAAUUAGGCUGUAAUACAGAAGCGCUCAAUCUGUUCUAAUCUACUUGUAAGAUUUUUGUUUCUUGAUUUCGUAGCUGAUUGAUUGGUAAUACCAACAGCAAGGCCUUACCUGGUAUGGAGAGCUUAUCAGUUUGAAAUGAUAGAAGAAACAUGGAGGGUACUGGUUGAGCGCAGGUGACUCAGCUGCCCAAGUAAUGAAGCCAGAAAACGCACAAGACACUAGUAAAAGGUUGCAAUAUGAGCUCUUGUGGAGAUCGCAACAAAGUUGUCCGUAAUGAAGAAGCAUGAGCUAAACCUCAAACAGGUGCUGAAACGGGGCUGCUAAAGUGAGUGGGCCUCCAUGACUUCAAGCCUAGGUGUGGAUAACUAGCUUUAAGGUCAAAGGGGCUUAGUCACCACUAGUUAAAAUAUUUUUUUAGUCUUCUGUUCAUGGAAUACUUCUGUUAGGUACUAAAUCUGGUCAUGAAGAGCGUAGGGUAUUUUUUGGUGUGGGUUUUUUUAUUUUUGGUGUUCUUGAUAAGCAUCAGGGCAUGCUUGCAGAAGCAAGAAACGGGGUUUAGUUAGUCCCAGGAGGCUUUCAGUCCUGUGUCCUGGGAUUAGCCAUCGUUAGCUGAGGAGGAAGUCUUCCCUCUGAUGCAUUUACUUGACUGUGUUACUCCUGUUUUCUUCCCUGUGCCAGACACGGAGCACACUGGGUCGUACUGCUUGGGCAGGGCAGGCAAGACACAAUUUAAAUGAACCCAGGAAUCAACACUUAAUUGGAGUCUCAUGACAGAUUGGGGCAUGUUUAAAGAAACUCCUUUAGCAGCGGGAGCGAGCCUGUGCAGGCGUUCAGGUGGUGGGGAGCCCAAGGAAAGGAAGUACCCUUCCAUGUUGUUCAGCCGUGGUUGGCCAUGACCUGAGGUCAGGCACGUCAUGAGCAGCUGAAAGGGAACUUAACAGACAUCAAGUAACUUCUGCCGAGACCUUGCGUGAAUUCUUAUUUCCAGUUUGAGCCAGCCUUGUAAGUUAACCUGGGCUGACAGCUGCUACCUGGUCCUCAGGAGGAGAAGGGAGCGGGCAAGAUAAGUUGGGGCAGAAAUGUAUGUCUGUCAAGUAACGUGGACUUGACAGACCGCCAAGCACAGUGUUUAAAACCAGUGUGAACUUGGUAUUGAAGUCUACUACUGAUAGCAGGCACAGUUCAGAGGUGUGGAAAGUUAAUCUGCGUUACAUAAAUUCUCUUAGACUGGCGUAUAUAGCAGCAUUUACUGACUGUAGGUACACAGGCUGUCACAGGUAGUGCCUGGCCCACCUUGCCGUAUGUCCUGGUUUCGGCUGG
Molecule: messenger RNA, 3811 nt
Organism: Egretta garzetta (little egret)
Lineage: Eukaryota; Metazoa; Chordata; Aves; Pelecaniformes; Ardeidae
Gene: CCNH
Product: cyclin H
Exons: 7
Coding region: 19-891 (290 amino acids)
Biological process (GO): regulation of cyclin-dependent protein serine/threonine kinase activity; regulation of transcription by RNA polymerase II; DNA-templated transcription
Cellular component (GO): transcription factor TFIIK complex; nucleus
Molecular function (GO): cyclin-dependent protein serine/threonine kinase regulator activity
Source: RefSeq, a predicted model, not a curated record